Mycena indigotica is the source of this 1623-nucleotide messenger RNA. RefSeq names its product Carboxylic ester hydrolase. The coding region runs from base 1 to 1623 and encodes 540 amino acids. The transcript is spliced from 11 exons. Lineage: Eukaryota; Fungi; Basidiomycota; Agaricomycetes; Agaricales; Mycenaceae. The record is from RefSeq and is a predicted model, not a curated record. Gene Ontology annotation, molecular function: cholinesterase activity.
AUGAAGAUGCUGCUAUCCUCUUCUCUUCUCGCCGCUGCGCUCGCCUCUGUCUGCUAUGCGACGGCACCAGUCGUCAUUUCAACGACUUCUGGACGAUACCAGGGCGUUUCCGAUGGCGGAGUGAUCUCCUUCAAGGGAAUUCGCUUCGGGAAACCUCCAACUGGAGACCUUCGUUGGACCGCUCCAGUUGCAGCCAAGUCAACGUCAAACCACAUCCAGGAUGCGUCCACGUUCCCGCCUUCCUGCGUGCAACAGUUCUCCUACGCUAGAGCCGCAAUGAAUAUCAGGCUCUUCAACAACCCAGAGAAUCCGCCGAAGGAAUCAGAGGACUGCUUAUUCCUUAAUAUCUGGGCGCCAUCACGGCGAGGAAAGAAGCUCCCUGUUGUCAUGUGGAUCUAUGGAGGGUCUCUAUCUUUUGGGACCGGGUCGAUUCCGGGAUACGACGGCACGUCGAUUGCUGCGAAUCAAGACAUUAUCGUCGUGUCUUUCAACUAUCGGACUAACGUUUUUGGCUUCCCGGGCUCGCCUGAUCUGCCUCUUACUGGCAACAAUCUAGGCUAUCUAGAUCAAGAACUCGCGAUGCAGUGGGUGCAAUCCAACAUUGCCGCCUUCGGAGGAGAUCCUCGUAAGGUUACUAUCAUGGGCGAAUCUGCUGGGGCCUUGUCGGUAAGCACGUCUAUUAUCCGACAUGCACCGGGCAAGGCUCCCUUCCGUGCUGGAAUUUCGCUUUCUGGAGCCCAAGCAUCGAUGUCUCCUACUCCAUCAUUCGAUUCGUUCAAUGCAUUUGCCUCUGCGGUUGGAUGCGGCACAACACCCGGAGCAGCACGCCUCGCCUGCCUGAAGAAAGUUCCAACCGCAACGGUUCGAAACUAUACAAACAGCGAAGCUGGAGCAGCAUUGUUCAGGCCAACAGUCGACAACGUUGUCACCUUCUCCGAUCCCCUGCAGCGUAUCCGCACUGGGAAGACCGCCAACGUUCCCGUUCUCCUUGGCCACAUGCAGGACGACGGGACACUCUUCACUAUCAACCAGACCAAUCUCGACACAUAUAUCGAGGCGAAUUACGGCACCACGAUCACAGCAGACCAAGUUCGCAAACUGUAUCCGGGGCUGACUGACGCUCAAAUCAUUCCGGCGACUUAUAGGGAUCGUGUAUUCCUUUGGCAAGUGUCUAGUUGGCGGCGACACGAAAGUACUGCUAACCUCACCAUCAGUUCUCCUCACCUCUGGGGUGCUGCGUUAGCGACCGCAGGUGUAUCGAACGUAUACCGGUAUUCCUAUGGCGCCGUUUUCCCAUAUGGCCAACCCUUCGAUAAUGCUGGGGCAUGGCACUCUUCCGAGGUCCGCGUAAUUUUUGGCACCUACAACCGCACAACGGCCACCCCAACCGAAGUGACGCUAUCGAAGACGAUGCAGACCGUCAUUGCCAACUUUGUCAAGGAUCCCUUCACUUCGCCCGCGCCACGGUGGGGCAAGUACGAUGCCGGUAAAAAGACGUCGAUCCUGGCCAAAUUGGCGUACGACGGCAAAGUACGGCUCUCCAAUGUAGUCGACGCUGUACGAGGCGAUUCCCUCGACGGCCCGUGUACUUUGUGGGAUCAGUUCUUGGAUGUGAGAAUUUAA